Corticium candelabrum is the source of this 597-nucleotide messenger RNA. RefSeq names its product selenoprotein K-like. Gene Ontology annotation, cellular component: endoplasmic reticulum membrane; Golgi apparatus. The record is from RefSeq and is a predicted model, not a curated record. NCBI's taxonomy places the organism in Eukaryota, Metazoa, Porifera, Homoscleromorpha, Homosclerophorida, Plakinidae. Gene Ontology annotation, biological process: endoplasmic reticulum calcium ion homeostasis; calcium ion transport. The transcript is spliced from 5 exons.
AUUGAUGAAUGACGUCAUACAUCCAUGUCUUACGUGUCUGAAAGUCGUACUUUGGGUGGCAACGAUUUGUCAUCUCCGUCAUCUGCUCCAUCAUCAUGGGACCGUCUCCGUCCGACUGUCGUCACUGACUGGUUUUGGGCGAUUGUCAACUUCAUUGUCUUGUUUUUUCAUACAAUGUUCAAGCCUAACUUGACGAAGAAAGGCAGCGGAUAUACAACAGACUACAGACGACCUGGAGGAGGAGGAGGAGGACCGUCAUCGGGUCCACGACGAAGAAUGGGAGGUUUCCGAGGAGGCCAGAGUGGACCCAGUCCGCCACCAAUGGGAGGAGGAUGAGGAAGGUAAAUGCCUGGAUGUGACCCUUCACACUCAGGCGUCUCCCCCUCUGUCUCGGUUGCUGUUGACUCACGACAGUGAGGCACAUGACGUCUACAUGGGAAGCUUCUUAGAGGACCACGUAUGACCGAAACACAACAGAAACCCAGACAACACUCCUCAUUACAACUCAAUUAAUUAGCUUCAUUAAUAUCAACUAGAUGACAAAACCAUAGUGAUGAAAUAAUAAUAAACAUGCAGAAAUCGACGUUUUCUCAUUGC